This is a messenger RNA of Triplophysa dalaica, 3435 nucleotides long. RefSeq lists its product as uncharacterized. The coding region runs from base 634 to 2052 and encodes 472 amino acids. The transcript is spliced from 9 exons. The record is from RefSeq and is a predicted model, not a curated record. NCBI's taxonomy places the organism in Eukaryota, Metazoa, Chordata, Actinopteri, Cypriniformes, Nemacheilidae.
GUAUUGGAACUGUGGCACUGCUUUGAGCUUUCCGACUCUGCAGAUGUUUUGCACAAUGCACAUAUACGUGACUGGUGCAAGCUGGGAAGUGCGGGUUUUUUCUAGCCCCUCCCUUGUUAUCCUAUAGCGUUUAUGGAUUGUGGUCUGGCUGUGCGCUAUGCCACUUGAGUCAAAUAUAGAAGGAACAGCUGAAGCCGAAUAUAAACCACUCAAUUUAUCCCGACCCCCCAUAUAUGAGAAUGUUUGAGUUAAAAAAUGUCUAUCCGCAUUGCCGCCGUUUGUAUACACGAUACACAAAGAACAUCAAAACGAAUGAUUACGCUCCUCAAAUGCAAUGAUAUAGAUAGUACGUUGCAUUCUCAUCCCAAACUUACGUACAAGAUCCACAUCUUCUAACUUGUGUGGAUUAAGAAGAACAAGUUCGUGAAGGCAAAGGAAGCGGAAUGUGCCCAGGGCGGCAUAUCAGCAGCACGCAACAGGGGUAGAGUUAACUCGACCAGACUCCCAUACACCCCUCCGAGGACACGCCUUUCUAUAGCCUACAACCCUAUUUACAACCUCGGAACGUCGAGUCUAUCAACGGAUAAAUCAUCAAUUUACACCGGAAACAUUCGUUCAUAUACUGAUGAAAUUAUGCUGAAAAAUUGGAUCAUUCUUGCAGCUGCUAGUUGUGCAGUCUCAGCAGUCUACACAUCUCGGAAGCAGAUAAACCAUGGUGGUUAUUUGAGUCUGGAUCUUCCCGAAAGGACAGAAAAAUUGGAGUUCGCUUCUGCUGAUGAGAAAACCCAUGUUACUAUCUGGGAACGGCGGAUUAUCUUUCCUAAUAAAGUCAGUAAAGGCACAGUGCACUCCUCCAGUGAUGGCUGGACCUUCCAACUCAGGCAUAUUACGUUUGAUGACGAGGGAACAUACACCCUGUUCAAUUCGUGGAAUUCUGUUAUCUCCACCUACAUUGUAAAGGUUGAAACCAAAAGAAGCAUGAUUGAAUGCAUCGCAGGUGAAACCCUCAGCAUAUCUCUGGAAGGAAUCAAUCUGGGUGAUGCCACUCUUCGCUUUUACAACAACCAUUCAGUUGUGACCCUGGUGGAGAACGGAAUCCCUGUGGGUAAUGCAGACCCAGACUACAUCAACCGACUUAAAGUAAGCACUGAAAAGAUCAAGGUGCUUAAUGUCAACGUAUCAGAUGUAGGCAGAUACCAACUCACCGAUCACAAACGUCGAAACGUGUCAAACAAUACAAUGAUAUUAGUGGAAAAACACAAUUUCACUCCAAAUAAAAGUCUUAUCGCUCUGAUUCUUCUCGGGAUUCCGGGGAGCAUCUGCUUCUGCUGCAGGAAGAGAAUCUGUAAAAGGUGUAGGAACAAUAAAUCACAAACAGAUAAUGACAACACCCUCAAUCCCCUGCCUGAGUCUGUACCAAUCUGCUAUCCAGUGACUGACCCCUCACAGGGUUAUACGGCUGGCUAUCCCACUCUUCCAGACCAGGGUCAGAAUCCCUUUCCACCUCCAAACCAAGGUCAAAUGCAUUAUCCUCCACCAGACCAUGGUCACAUUCAAUAUCCUCCACCAGACCCAAGUCAGAUUCAGCAUCCUCCACCAGUCCCAAGUCAGGUUCAGUAUCCUCCACCAGUCCCAAGUCAGAUUCAGUAUCCUCCACCAGACCCAAGUCAGAUUCAGCAUCCUCCUGCACCACAAUGGAGCGGACAACCUGCUUUUUCUCCUAACCCUGGCUUUAAUCCUGAUUAUGCGUCACAGAACCCUGCUUAUCCUCCUGGACCUUUAGGAUCCCCAGCCCAGCCCCCCCAGUGGAAUGUUUCUCCAAACCAGUACAACCCACCUGCUCCUACGAAUUACAAUCCACUGAUGAACAGCGCUCCAUCUGGGCCUCAACCCACAACAUACAAUGAAUCGUCUCCUGCUGCAUCACUAGUAGCACCUCAGCCCGAGUCUGAUGCACCGAGAGUUUCCGUUGAUGUCUUGAACUCCUCAGACUCAGCUGGUGUCCAUUUUGACAUUGACAAAGGGAAAUCUUCCACCAGCAAUUUCCUGUAGUUGCCUAAACUGCACGUAAAUACUUUGUGUGAAAAGAAAUAAACAAAAAUACACAGAUGUGGUCAUAUAAAAUGCAAGACUUCAAUACUAAUAAUAAUACUAAUACUAAAAUGCUUUUCAUAGCUUUCCUGUGGCUCAGUAGUUAGAGCAUGGCACUAGCAAUGCUAAGGUUAUGGGUUCGAUCCCAGGAGAUUGCACAUUGUCAGAAGAAGAAAAUUAGAAUACAAUGUAAUGUAAGUGUCUGCAAAAUGCAUAAAUGUAAACGUAUCGUAAAUUAAUGUAUUUUAGCUAAAAUUACUACCUCUACAUUAAUGAAGAUGAUGUUUGCCAUUGCGACUCAGUGUGUUCCUUAAAACUGUGACUCUCUUAAAACCAGCAGUUUUUUGCUACAGGCUGGAUUGCAACCUCACAUUUAUCAAAUGGCUAAAACUUAAUCAAAAAUAAUCUUCCUUCAGGAUUUCUCCUUUCGUAAAUCAUUUUUCUUUUUGAAAUACAAAUUUGAAACCAAUCUUUAAAGUUUUUAUAGUGCAGUAAGUACUUUUAAGAUUUUUGUCACCACCAUGCAAAAAAACUUCCAAAGAUGUUAAAUGUCAUUCUUUUCUUACCUUCGUAUAUUUUCUGCUUGUCCUGUCUAAUAUGUAUGAAAUGUUAAAAAAUUAUAAUUCUAUACUAUGUGGCUAAGUUUCUGCUGCACUAUGAAGUUACUGCUUCUUUAUUUGUUUUCUAAAUCACACGUUACAUUAUUCUAUGUACGUUUUUGUAUUAGCUUGUGUUGUUUUAAAUUACAACAAACAGCAUGUCAGCUUAAAGCACGGUUUGCCUUCUAUUGUAGUAAAAACAACAAAGCGUUUAUACUUGAAUCUCAUACUAUUCUUUUACUUACCCGUGCCUGUAAUCACUGUCUUAGUUUGUAAAUACAGUUUGUGUAUAACAUGCAUACUGAUGCCUACCAAUGUACUAAUGUAGCCUACUAGCCUAACACUGCCCUAACUGCCUUACCCAUGCUCACUUUUUUCAAUUUCUUUUAAACUAUGUAUUCCUGCAGGUUAUCUAUAUUUUUUAGGCUGUUUAAAGUUUCUUGUUAAUGCUGAAUGAGGCACAAUAGAUUGUUUUGCAGAACAUAAUCAACACUGUUCCAGAAGCUUCCUGUUUCAGUUUUUUAACCCAUAACUUUAGAAAAAUUACAAACAGCAAAAAAUCUACAACCGAAUCAAAAUGUUAAACAAACAUUUAUAAGAAAUAAUUAUAAACUGAAUUGAAUUGAAACAGGAACAGGGUUGUUUACAUCUUGCAAAAUGCUAAUGUUUUUUUUACAAACCAUAUGCAGUUAUUAAUCACUUGGACUGGAAUAGCAAGAAUGAUAAUAAACAAUGACAUGGUAAA